Polychytrium aggregatum is the source of this 2661-nucleotide messenger RNA. RefSeq lists its product as uncharacterized. Bases 36 to 2591 code for a protein of 851 amino acids. The record is from RefSeq and is a predicted model, not a curated record. NCBI's taxonomy places the organism in Eukaryota, Fungi, Chytridiomycota, Chytridiomycetes, Polychytriales. The transcript has a single exon.
CCUUCCAGAGUGCUCGCAAGAAUCAUCCUUCCGAGAUGGAUUCGUUAAACGAGCACCCACCAUCCGACCAGGUCCAGCUCCUGCUGGCCAAGGUCAUCCAGACUGCCCUCUCAGACAACAACGUUGGACAUAUCACCCCCACAUCAACCGGAUUCGCACCUCGCACCGCCAGCAUGGCGGCCACCAUCCCUGUGCCGGCCGGUGGUGUCGACUCCAAAAAGGCUCUGCCAUCAAAGCCGAUUGCCAAGACACCCAGCCACCCAGACACAGCCCACCACGACACUCUGCCGCCAUACGCUCCGCCGCCUCAGUUCCCUCCCCGGAAGGACUCGGAGCUUGCCCGACCCGAAUCUGCUCGGAUCUCGACCACGCCUUCUGUACCGUCGACGAUGUUACCUCCAACUCCAAAGUCCGCCAACUCCGCCAUUCCCCAUGCAUCCGACAAGAAGGAAAAGACCAUCGCUGAGCUCUUUCAUCAGCUGGAUAUGCUUUUGCCCGAGCUCCUCGAUGGCAACGACGUGACUGAAGUUCGUGCUCAGCAGCAACUUCCAGCCACUCCGUCCGUUCACACUCUCGAUCACAUCUCACACCACCCCGCUCUUCCCAGCCUGUCACGAGUCAUCGAUACGUCUGCUCCUCCGCCACGAGCCAACAGCCUCGCCAAUCUGCAAACGGCAGUGCCCCCGCGCACCCAGAGCCGCCCGGGGCUGGUUCUCACCUCACCUUCCAUUUCCCUCGCUCCUGCCGACUCACCGCUGUCACCCGUCGAAGUAUCCACCCCGCUGUCGCCUCGCGGUUUCCCGCCCCAGUCUCUGGCACCUCUGCCUACACCUGCACCCGCAAUCUCUGCUGCAGCUGCAGCCCUGCGCUUUCCGCCUCGCACCAACUCGGCCAUGUAUGCGUCCCCGAUCCCGAUCCCGAAUCCAAGUUCUGGCCAUUCUGCAACUUUGGCCUCGCUGCACCCCGGACCCCAUGCUUUCCGGCCAGCAUCUCCAUCAGCCCGAAUACAGAUUCCCCUGCGUCGUGACUCGCAAGCCCAAGGUCUUACACAGCCCUGGAGCCCGGCCGCAGAGUCCUUCACGAUCCCCAAGCCACCAGACUUUCCGCCUCCGGCUCCGCUGAGGCUCGCCAACCAAGCCCCUGCGCCUGCCGAGAACGAGUUUGGUGUGUGGUCGUCGUCGUCAGAUGCAUCGCCAAAACUUGGAGACGCCCCGUCAGAGCCUCAUACUUUGUCUCGAGACUGGUCAUCGCCCCUAGUUUCGCCCUCUGUGUCUCAACAGCAACCGCAUCCAGAAGCCGCCCAGCCCCAACCGCCCCUCCCCUCCUCCACACAACACCUGUCUACACCUGCCCCGUCCGAGCCCACCCAGCUCCACUCGAUCCCGUCUGCCCCUCCGAAGCGGACAGUUCCGAUUCCACCGAGUCUGGUCAUCACUUCCGCUGGCCCCCGCGGCCCGGCCUCGUUGACGUCUCCUGUCCGCUCUCCGUUUCCACUUGUACGCGGCGAGUCGACCUCACUUGCCGCCCAAGAGCUGGUCCGCAAGAUCGAGUCAACUCGGACGAACGCCGCUGCUCGCCCUUUCUCGCUGACCGUCAUCAACUCUGGAGACUACGCCGAGUCCGUGUCGGAUCACCAUGCUUCCUCGGCUGGCCCCGUAGCCGCUCCUGAGCCUCCGAGUCCGACGACAAAAGUCAACGUCCUUGGCGGAUCUCCUGUUGUGAUCCUGGGCACGAUCGAGGCUGACCACCCAGCACAAUCGAGCGACCCCAAACCCACGCCACCGUCCGUGUCCACCUCGAGCCAUGACGCCCCAAAGAGCCAGAGCUCUCACCCUCAGCCUCAGCCUCACCCUCAGCCUCAGUCUCAGCCUCGCGGAGCAGCAGCCUACCCGGUCAUCGAUGAGAUCCACUAUCGCGACCCUGACUCCCACUCGGACCUGUCCCCAUCGGCAGAAGAGUUCUUCAACCACCUCCUCACCCCUGGAUCGCCAACGCACAACUCGCUCACAUCUCCAGUCAAGUUGCAUCCUGAUGCCCCGCACAUCCUCGCCGCCAAGGCCUCCCUCGAGUGUACCGCUGGUGGCACAACCUCAUCGCCCGCCAUCACCCUGUCUUCAACUGCAUCGCCGCAAGUCCAGCCCCCGAUUGCAUCGUCUCCUGUCGCCCAAGUCAAUGUCAGCCUGGGGCCACUCCUGACCCCUCUCCGCCCCUCCAAGAGCCACGCCCCGACUCAAGGCCAUAACUCCAGCCCCGGCCCCAGUCAGAGUCAUAUGCUCAGUCACGCCUCUCCCUCGAACUAUAUUCAUCCCCACAACAAGCUCCGCAAGCCCCUGCCGUUCGCCUCAAAUGUGCUCAUCCCCUCGCGCACCAACUCGCUCCCUGUCUCGAGCAACCAAUCGACACCUGUUGCCUCGCUUAUCCAUGCGGAGCACUCGUCCUCUGCUCUCGCCACCGCACAGCCCAUCGAGUUUGAGUAUUCCGACCAGCCCUUUGACGCAAAGCACUACGAAGCACUCGGCUAUCAGAUCAAGUACAUGGAGUACGAAAAAGAGCAAGCCAUCCAGAGAUGGGUUGACUCGAUCGAACCGUGAUCAUCAGCGAACAAGCCUGCUUGAUCUCUCUCAUGGACGGCAAGGACGUUCCUGUCGCCAAGGAGAGAAU